Dipodomys spectabilis (banner-tailed kangaroo rat) is the source of this 2159-nucleotide messenger RNA. It is a transcript of the gene Atg16l1, whose product is annotated as autophagy related 16 like 1. Gene Ontology annotation, cellular component: autophagosome membrane. Bases 137 to 1999 code for a protein of 620 amino acids. Gene Ontology annotation, biological process: negative stranded viral RNA replication; autophagosome assembly. Gene Ontology annotation, molecular function: protein binding. Lineage: Eukaryota; Metazoa; Chordata; Mammalia; Rodentia; Heteromyidae. The record is from RefSeq and is a predicted model, not a curated record. The transcript has 18 exons.
CCUCAGGCGGCCCGCGCGUGGAGGUGCGGAACCGAGCGGCUGACUCCUGGCGCCUGCCGGCCCCCUCAUGCAGCGAGGAGCAUCCCGCCGUCGCCGCUAGGACUGGAGGCGCUAAGGCGCCAGGGCAGCGUUCGAUAUGUCGUCGGGCCUCCGAGCUGCCGACUUCCCCCGGUGGAAGCGCCACAUCGCGGAGGAGCUGCGGCGCCGGGACCGGCUGCAGAGGCAGGCGUUCGAGGAGAUCAUUCUGCAGUAUAACAAGUUGCUGGAGAAGUCAGAUCUUCAUUCAGUGUUGGCCCAGAAGCUACAACCUGAAAAGCAUGACACACCAAACAGGCAUGAGAUAAGUAAUGAUAAGAACCAGUUACAUUUUGUCUGGUGGUUUAGCCCCGGACAAGAUGGUACAUGGAGUGACCAUAUUCGACAAGAGAUGUCCCAGCUGCGGAUUAAGCACCAGGAAGAACUGACUGAACUACACAAGAAACGUGGGGAGUUAGCUCAGUUGGUGAUCGACUUGAAUAACCAAAUGCAGCAGAAGGACAGGGAGAUACAGAUGAAUGAAGCAAAAAUUGCUGAGUGUUUGCAGACUAUCUCUGAUCUGGAGACGGAAUGCCUGGACCUGCGCAGCAAGCUGCAGGACCUUGAGAUAGCCAACCAGACCCUGAAGGACGAAUAUGACGCCCUGCAGAUCACUUUUACUGCCUUGGAGGAGAAGCUGCGGAAAACUACAGAAGAGAACCAGGAGCUGGUCACUAGGUGGAUGGCUGAGAAGGCCCAAGAAGCCAAUCGCCUCAAUGCAGAGAAUGAGAAAGACUCCAGGAGGCGUCAAGCCCGGCUACAGAAAGAGCUUGCAGAAGCGGCAAAGGAGCCUCUGCCAGUUGAACAGGAUGAUGACAUUGAAGUUAUAGUAGAUGAAACCUCAGACCACCCAGAGGAGACUUCUCCUGUGCGAACUGUCACCAGAACAGCCACUAAGCGACUCUCGCAGCCUGCUGGAGGCCUUCUGGAUUCUAUCACUAAUAUCUUUGGGAGACGUUCUGUCUCUUCCUUCCCGGUCCCCCAGGACAAUAUGGAUGCUCAUCCUGCCUCUGGUAAAGACGCGAGGGUACCAACCACUGCUGUGUGUGUCUUUGAGGCACACGAUGGAGAAGUCAAUGCUGUGCAGUUCAGUCCAGGUUCCCGGUUACUGGCGACAGGAGGCAUGGAUCGGAGGGUUAAGCUCUGGGAAGCAUUUGGAGAUAAGUGUGAAUUCAAAGGUUCACUGUCAGGCAGUAAUGCUGGAAUUACAAGCAUUGAAUUUGAUAGUGCUGGAGCUUAUCUCUUAGCUGCCUCAAAUGAUUUUGCAAGCCGAAUCUGGACUGUGGAUGAUUAUCGGUUACGGCACACACUCACCGGACACAGUGGGAAAGUGCUUUCUGCUAAGUUCCUGCUGGACAAUGCACGGAUUGUCUCGGGAAGUCAUGACCGGACCCUCAAACUCUGGGAUCUACGCAGCAAAGUCUGCAUCAAGACGGUGUUUGCAGGGUCCAGUUGCAACGAUAUUGUCUGCACAGAACAAUGUGUAAUGAGUGGACAUUUUGAUAAGAAAAUUCGUUUCUGGGACAUCCGAUCAGAGAGUGUGGUGCGGGAGAUGGAGCUGUUGGGGAAAAUCACUGCCUUGGAUUUAAACCCAGAGAGGACAGAGCUCCUGAGCUGCUCCCGGGAUGACCUGCUAAAAAUCAUUGAUCUCCGGACAAAUGCUGUGAAACAGACAUUCAGUGCCCCUGGAUUCAAGUGCGGCUCUGACUGGACCCGAGUUGUCUUCAGUCCUGAUGGCGGUUAUGUGGCAGCAGGCUCAGCUGAAGGCUCUCUCUAUGUCUGGAAUGUGCUCACAGGGAAGGUGGAGAAGGUUCUUUCUAAACAACACAGCUCCUCCAUCAACGCAGUGGCCUGGGCCCCCUCCGGCUUGCAUGUCAUCAGUGUGGAUAAAGGCAGCAAAGCUGUGCUGUGGGCACAACCCUGAGGGCACCAAGGAGCUGCCUGUGGGCUCCCUCCGCCCCUCCUGGUGAGCAGCAUGGCCUCCUUGCGAAGAGCUCCAGCUUCGUGGCAUAGGAGCCUUAUUUUGAACAGCAGUCCUGAGAACUUUUUGAGGUCUCUAAUGGCCAAAGAAUCAACACCUUACU